Molecule: messenger RNA, 1324 nt
Organism: Trifolium pratense (red clover)
Lineage: Eukaryota; Viridiplantae; Streptophyta; Magnoliopsida; Fabales; Fabaceae
Product: protein SAWADEE HOMEODOMAIN HOMOLOG 1-like
Exons: 9
Coding region: 289-987 (232 amino acids)
Molecular function (GO): chromatin binding
Source: RefSeq, a predicted model, not a curated record
GAGCGUCAGUUUAGCCUGCACGGCUGCACGUAUAAGUCACGCGGAGGGAAAACGGGCUUGUACACAGAGACAUUCUCCAUUUCUCCUGCUGUGUUUGACCGCUGAAAAAAAAAAAAAAAUGAUAAAAGCAAAAUUUAUUUAUGUUUUCUAGUAAAAGAACAAAAAUAAAAACAAAAUAAAAAUAGCGAAAGAAAAAAAAGUGAGAAACCCUGAACUGAACCGGAAGGGAAAGGAAAGGGGAAGGUGCUGAACUGGACUUCUGGGGUUUAUACUUGACUCUGCCUGAUCAUGGAUCACUUGCGUCCUCGGAACAGACCCGUUUUCUCCGGAUUCACAAAUUCUGAGAUUGUGAAAAUGGAGAAAUUACUAAGAGAAUCAAAAGGACAACCAUUCACUCAGGAUUUUUAUCAGAAAUUAGCUAAAAGUUUCAACAUUUCAUCUGCUCGUGCUGGGAAACCUGUCAUCAAAUGGACUGAGAUACAGAGUUGGUUUCAGACUAAGCUUGAAGACUCACCACAAGUCCCUGAAAAUGAAUUGGUUUCUCCUCAAGGACCUCAAUGUAAUGAAGGAGAAACUGACCGAGACCCAUCAGAGUUGGUAUUCGAAGCUAGGUCUUCAAAAGAUGGGGCAUGGUAUGAUGUUGAGACAUUUCUUGCUCACCGAUUUGUUAGCACAGGAGAAGCUGAAGUCAGAAUCAGAUUUGUUGGGUUUGGAGCUGAAGAGGAUGAGUGGGUCAAUAUAAAAAAUUCAGUCCGAGAACGUUCGGUUCCUUUCGAAAACACAGAGUGUUCCAAGCUGAAAAUUGGAGACCCUGUCUUGUGCUUCCAGGAAAGGAGAGAUCAAGCAAUUUACUAUGACUCUCACAUUGUAGAGAUCCAAAGGAGAAUGCAUGAUAUCCGAGGUUGCAGGUGUGACAUCUUAAUUCGGUAUGAUCAUGACAACAGUGAGGAAAGAGUUCACUUGAGGAGACUGUGCCACAGACCAUGAUCUUAAGAUAUAUUUAACUUAAAUUCAUUUCGACAUCCCAGCUGGGUAAGCAGCUUUCGAUCAGUUUGCAAUUACCUGGAUACAGCGAGAAUCAAACAACAAUUGACAUUUUGAAUGUUUGGGUUCAAUACUGCCAAUUUUUAAAGCUAGAACAUGUAUUAUCCUCCUAUUUAAAUUUUUUCGGCGGGAUUGAAUGUGCUUAGAAAUUGGAAGAUGAGCUGUUUAGUAGAUACUAAAUUAUGUCUUUUUCUUACUAAAUUAUGUAAUUUUUUUUCUGUUAUUAUUUAAGUGGAGAAGAGCACGAUAAAAGAAAGCUAAGAGUUGGAUUUAUAUUUAG